AUGCCGAAAUUCACGGAGUUCAAGCCGGAGGAGGGCGACGUCGACGAGUAUCUCGAACGCUUCGAGAUUUUCCUACGUGUGAACGCUGUCAAGACGGAAGACAAGACCGUGACGCUGCUGAACUACAUCGGGAAAGCGUCGUACCAGGUUCUGAAAACCUUGCUCGUCCCAGACUCGCCGGUAUCGAAAUCGUACAACGUACUUUUCGAGGUCAUGAAACGCCACUACGCGCCCAAGCGCUUAGUUAUUGCAGAGCGCACGAAGUUCCAUUGGAGAAAUCAAGAGGUCGGCGAGAGCCUAGCGGACUUCUCCUUGGCUAUCAAGAAGCUCGCCCAGACAUGCGCGUUCAAGGACUACCUCGACCAGGCUCUUCGGGACCGACUCGUGGCUAGGUGUCGCGACCCUGAGGUACAGCGGACACUCAUCCAGCUCGACGACGAUUACUUCGACGAAGUUCUGAAGGUGGGCCUGGCCAAAGAGCUUUCUCUGCGCAAAACGGACGAGAUACGACAGCCCGGCGUUCCGGACUUAAUGGACGUGCACCGCGUUCAAGGUGAGGGUGAAGGACACUCCAGGCGUCCACCUUCCGCCACUGCAUCCGCCACUGCAGAAAAUGGUGGCCCAGGGCAUUCUGAGGCCUGUAAAAAGUAG
This is a messenger RNA of Ixodes scapularis (black-legged tick), 651 nucleotides long. RefSeq lists its product as uncharacterized. The record is from RefSeq and is a predicted model, not a curated record. The transcript has a single exon. Bases 1 to 651 code for a protein of 216 amino acids. NCBI's taxonomy places the organism in Eukaryota, Metazoa, Arthropoda, Arachnida, Ixodida, Ixodidae.